GAAAUCGCGAAGUUUGAUCGAGCGAUGGGGAAUUUGUUCGUGAAGAAACCGAAGAUCACGGAGGUUGAUCGAGCGAUUCUUUCUCUCAAAACCCAAAGGCGCAAGCUUGGUCAAUAUCAGCAACAGCUUGAGAAAGUAAUUGAAGCAGAAAAGCAAGCUGCAAGAGACUUAAUCCGUGAGAAGCGAAAGGACAGGGCUUUGUUAGCAUUGAAGAAGAAGCGGACACAAGAAGACUUGUUGAAGCAAGUCGAUCAGUGGCUCAUCAAUGUCGAACAACAAUUGGCAGACAUCGAACUUACAAGCAAGCAGAAAGCAGUCUUUGAGAGCUUAAAGCAAGGUAACAGUGCAAUUAAGGCGAUUCAGAGCGAGGUCAACCUUGAUGAUGUUCAAAAACUAAUGGAUGACACUGCCGAGGCCAAGGCUUAUCAGGAUGAACUGAGUGCCAUAUUAGGGGAAAAACUAUCAGCAGAAGAUGAAGAAGAUAUCUUAGCAGAAUUCGACAACCUUGAAAGUCAGCUGAUUGUUGAAGAUAUGCCUGAAGUGCCUACGACAGAGCUUGUGCCUGAAGAACCCGAGGAAUUGGAUCUCCCUGAUGUGCCAACAAAAGCACCAAUCGCUUCCAAUGCAGAAACCACUCCAACAAAGAGAAAAGUUCUUGAAGAACCUUUGGAAGCUUGAUUCAGAAGUGAAGAAUCAGAAUCUGAUCGACUACUACAUAGCCAUGGAUUAUAAUCAUUCUUUGGAAACUUUUUCUUAUGGGCUCUUGAAAGCUCAUUGUGUAUUCUCUCUUACUCCUGCAGCUUGUAGAGAACCAAGUUCAUGGAGUCUCCUAUGUGAAAUGGUUUGGUUGUUUCUAAAACAGAUUCAGAGUCUCUGACCUGAACAUAUGAAAGUAUGAAUGACAUUUAGGCUCAGUGGGAACAAUUCUCUCUUUCUUUGUAUAGAAAUUUCUUCUUUUCUGAGUGAAAAUCAAAUUCUUCUAUAAAGAAUUCACUGAAAG
Arabidopsis arenosa is the source of this 1000-nucleotide messenger RNA. Lineage: Eukaryota; Viridiplantae; Streptophyta; Magnoliopsida; Brassicales; Brassicaceae. The record is from the annotation of a GenBank genome assembly.